UGCACCAUCACCCAUCCAACCACAAAGGAAUUCUACGACCUACGCGGCCUCUCGCGCUUCCCUGAUGAACAGCAUGCUGUGGAUUGGCAUGCAAACCCGUACGACUAUGGACCUGCCAAAGGUGGUAAUUUCUCAUUGAAUGUCUGCGCGCCCUUGAUACGCAGUACCCAGAAAUUGAGCAAGUCGCAAAAUAUCUCUGCCAUGUAUACCGAUGAAGAUGAGAAGAUGGUCUCACUUGGGCAAACCUCAACGACGCUCAAGUUUAGAGGGAAGAAACUCAUCUUGGAGUAUACUGGCGGCAGUGCGUGUCCCGGUGAUACGUCGUAUAAGCGAUCGACGUUGAUUGUCUUUACGUGUGAUGCAGCGAUGGUCGGUACAGCGAGUGUGAGUUACUUGGGAGAAGUCAAUGACUGUGGGUUUGUGUUUGAGUAUCGCACCUUUCGAGCGUGUGCAACAACACCGGAUGUAUCGAGUGCACUGUCGCCUGGUGUCGUGUUUGCUAUUAUCCUGGGGGUGGCCUUGCUGGUGUAUAUGGUGGGUGGGUGUAUGUACAACCGGACAGUCCUGCACCAAGCUGGAUGGCGACAAGUGCCGCAUGCGGAUCUAUGGCAGUCGAUGGGCGUCUGGAUGCAGGAU
Protomyces lactucae-debilis is the source of this 636-nucleotide messenger RNA. RefSeq names its product mannose-6-phosphate receptor binding domain-containing protein. NCBI's taxonomy places the organism in Eukaryota, Fungi, Ascomycota, Taphrinomycetes, Taphrinales, Protomycetaceae. The record is from RefSeq and is a predicted model, not a curated record. The annotation marks the transcript as partial. The transcript has a single exon. Gene Ontology annotation, biological process: vacuolar transport.